Molecule: messenger RNA, 1121 nt
Organism: Gaeumannomyces tritici R3-111a-1
Lineage: Eukaryota; Fungi; Ascomycota; Sordariomycetes; Magnaporthales; Magnaporthaceae
Exons: 4
Coding region: 1-702 (233 amino acids)
Source: RefSeq, a predicted model, not a curated record
AUGCAACCGCCGUCCAGCCGGCUGCUGGGGCUGGUGAGCCUGCUCCUCCUCCUCGGGGGCGCAUUCCCCGGAAACGCCGCCACAUACUCCAAGACACCUGCCGGCGGCAACUCGGGGAUGAGAACAGACAGGCUUCAAGACCUUGACAUGGCGGGACGCGAUCCCGUCACGGGCGCGGCUCGUGCCCGAGACGAGAAAAUAACUGCCGGCGUCAACAACCCGAACAGGGACACCGACACGGCCAUAAGAGCCACCGAUGCACGGGAGUCCGGAGUCAACACGGCCAAGGAUUUCCCUGAUCUACAGGGAGGCCCAAGCCAGAGUCAACAGCUUAAGGAGCACAAGAAAACACGGCCGAAUACCGAAACGCACAGAAGGAGUACAAUGGAGGUGUAUGGACAGUCGCCGCCCCCUCCCGCGCAGUUCGGCAAGGGGACUCGCCCCACACACCCCCUAUGGGAUGCCCAGCCCAACGCCGACGGCCGCAUCAACGACCCUGCCACCGGGCAGCCGUACACCGCGGGCCAGCCCGAGAGGCCCGUAUUCCCCGCCAAGAAGCAGACGGGCCGGUUCAAGGGCGGCGACGAGAACGGCCCCAACAGGGAGACGGUGGGUAUCCACCCGCCUGCCGAAAAGGACUCGCUCACCCGGUACCCGCAGCGGCCCCCGGUCAAGCUCUUGGCACUAGUAGCGCGCAUAUAGGGGGCCCGGCGUUGCCCGGAGGCUGGGCUCGUAUUCCCGCGUUGCAUUCUUUGGGUAGGCCCCUCUCCAAAGCGACACAAUAGCUUUUCCCCCCCAAGCGCCACUACAGAUGGGCUUGUGCUCCUCUCUGACGGUGACAGCGGUGAGUUCACGCUUAUCGUCUCCAGGUGUGACGGAACGGCACAGAGUUCCAUCUCUGAUCGACUAGGCACGGGCCGAGCUGCCCUGCCACACCGUUGCCGCAAAUGCCGUCGCGGGGAAACGCACCCGAGCGCCGCCGAUCUUGGCUCAUCGCAAGUGGUAGCUGGUAGACGUGUUUGUUUGGCGGCUUGGCGGGUAUUCCAGCUGCAGUUUUGCUCGAUGCUCCGAGAUUGGGCCAGACUGCUUUGCCGCAGCGAGAUUGGCCUGCCCCUUAAAAG